Molecule: messenger RNA, 1587 nt
Organism: Penicillium canescens
Lineage: Eukaryota; Fungi; Ascomycota; Eurotiomycetes; Eurotiales; Aspergillaceae
Gene: rglA
Product: putative rhamnogalacturonase B
Exons: 12
Coding region: 1-1587 (528 amino acids)
Biological process (GO): pectin catabolic process
Molecular function (GO): carbohydrate binding; carbon-oxygen lyase activity, acting on polysaccharides
Source: RefSeq, a predicted model, not a curated record
AUGCUUUUCAAACCUUUGGCUUUUGCCUCGGUAACUCUCCUGGCUAAGCAGGCAUCCGCAGCUUUUGGAAUUACCACUAGCACCGCCUCCUACGUUAUCGACGCCGGCUCGUCCAACCCUCUCAAGUUUACUGUCAGCCGAACAAGCUGUGACAUUACCUCGAUCAACUACUAUGGCUCUGAGCUUCAGUACCAAUCGACCGGAUCUCACAUUGGAUCGGGUUUAGGCUCCGCAACUGUUACCGCAACUACGAUUGGCGAUUAUAUCAAGGUGACAUGUUCGACCGACACCUUGAUUCACUACUAUGUCGUCCACAGUGGUGAUCCUAUCAUCCACAUGGCAACAUACACCACCGCAGAGCCAGCUAUCGGUGAACUGCGGUACAUCGCCCGUUUGAAUGCGGAUCUGCUUCCGAACGAAGAGCCAUUCGGUGUUGUAUCCAACAUUGCGGGUGGUACUGUUGUUGAGGGAUCUGACGUCUACCUGGUUGAUGGCCAAACCCGAAGCAAGUUCUACUCCAGCGAGCGGUUCAUCGAUGACAAAAUUCACUGUGUCUCUGGAAGCGCACACCGCGUGUGCAUGAUCUUGAACCAAUACGAGACCUCCGCCGGCGGUCCUUUCCACCGCGACAUCAACACCAACAAUGUCGGUUCAUACACUGGUCUUUACUGGUACAUGAACUCCGGACACGUCCAAACCGAAACUUACCGCCAGGGUCUGCACGGCCCCUACUCGAUGUAUUUCAGUCGCAGCGGAACCCCUAGCUCCACCCUUGACACUUCAUUCUUCGCGGACCUCGACAUCAAAGGAUACGUUGCUACUUCUGGAAGAGGGUAUGUUAAGGGUACUGCUUCUGGAGCUUCUUCCUCGUUCAAAUGGGUCAUUCACUGGUACAACGACGCCGCCCAAUACUGGACAUACGCUUCUUCCUCGGGAAGCUUCACGUCCCCGGCCAUGAAGCCCGGCACUUACACUAUGGUCUACUACCAGGGUGAAUAUGCCGUUGCUACCUCAUCGGUGACUGUGACUGCUGGAUCCACCACCUCGAAGAGUAUUUCUGGGUCUGUCAAGACCGGAACGACAAUCUUCAGGAUUGGAGACUGGGAUGGACAACCGACCGGCUUCCUCAACGCAGCCAACCAGCUCCGCAUGCACCCCUCCGACUCGCGCAUGUCCUCCUGGACCCCGGGCACGUAUACAGUCGGCAGCUCCUCGGUGUCUUCGUUCCCAAUGGCUCUUUUCAAGUCCGUUAACUCGCCAUUGACCAUCAAGUUCACGGCGACAUCUUCCCAAACUGGUGCUGCGACUCUGAGAAUUGGAACCACCCUCUCCUUCGCGGGUGGUCGGCCCCAGGCGACGAUCAAUAGUUACACCGGCUCUACCCCCUCCGCCCCGACUAACCUCAACUCUCGUGGUGUCACUCGUGGCGCUUACCGAGGUCUUGGUGAAGUUUAUGAUGUUUCUAUUCCGUCAGGGACUAUCGUUGCUGGUACCAACACUAUUACUAUUAAUGUCGUUUCGGGCAGCUCGGGAGAUACUUAUCUCAGCCCUAACUUCAUCUUUGACUGUGUUGAGCUCUUCCAAUAA